Molecule: messenger RNA, 1422 nt
Organism: Lathyrus oleraceus (garden pea)
Lineage: Eukaryota; Viridiplantae; Streptophyta; Magnoliopsida; Fabales; Fabaceae
Product: NDR1/HIN1-like protein 6
Exons: 1
Coding region: 78-1205 (375 amino acids)
Biological process (GO): defense response to other organism
Cellular component (GO): plasma membrane
Source: RefSeq, a predicted model, not a curated record
UGGUUUACAUUAUCUUAAUAACAUUUUCAUAGUAUUAGCCUCUUGUUUCUCUUCAUUGUACAUUUUCCACAGCAACCAUGUCUCGUCGAGAAACCAACCCUCACUUUUCUAGACCAGUGCGACCCCAGAAUGCAGAUCAGCAGCAGCCAAAUAUUCCAACAGUGCCACACCAACACUACCGUGGCCAACCACCUAUUCCUGUAGCAGCACCUAUACAAGAUGUAUCUCAGCAUCCCCAGCCUCAUUUUCCAUUGCCACACCAUUCUGAAGAUCAUGUUCCAUUACGUGCAGAUCAUGAUAGUCGUUUUCCAUUGUCACACCACCCUGAAGAUCACGUUCCACUGCGCGCAGAUCACGAUAGUCGUUUUCCACAUCCCCUUGAGCAAGAAGGUCAUCAUCAACCACCUAGUUUACAAGUUCCACGAAGGGGGGGAAACCGUACCAGCCAACCACCGCGUGGAGGCUCGCGCAAAAAGCAACGAGAUCAGGAUCUUCGGCCAAGUAAGUCAAGGGUAAAUUUUCAAGAGCCGUCCGUCGUACCACCACCGCCGCUUGACCAUCCUCCCGAGCCUCGGCGGCAGCUAGCACCACGCCAAGAUCGGCGUCACGGUGGUAUAAGAUUUCCUAAAGAACAAAAAUCACCACCUUUAACUUGGUUAGGUGCUUGCUUGUGUGUAAUAUUUUGGCUUAUCAUAAUCAUAGGAGGCUUAAUAGUACUCAUAGUGUACUUGGUUUUUCGUCCACAAAUUCCUCAUUUUGAUGUGUCUAGUGUCACACUAAAUGCUGCAUACCUUGAUGUUGGUUAUCUACUCAAUGCUGAUUUAACUAUGCUGACCAAUUUCACAAAUCCAAACAAGAAAGUACAUGUGGAUUUCAGCUCAGUGAUUAUUUAUCUGUACUAUGGAAGUACCCUUAUUGCUACUCAAUAUGUUGAGCCUUUCUCAGCUGCAAGGGUUCAGUCAAGAUUUGCAUAUAUACAUAUGGUAACUAGUCAAGUUCAGCUGCCAUUAAAUGAGGCACAGAGGCUUAUGAAACAAAUGGAAAGCAAUGGAGUUUUGCUUGAAGUGAAGGGAGUUUUCAGAGCAAGAUCAAAACUAGGAACCAUCUUAAGGUAUUCAUAUAACCUUUAUGGCCGUUGCAGUAUCAUGGUGGCACGCCCUCCAGAAGGGAUAUUGAUAAGAAAGAAGUGCAGAACGAAACGAUGAUUUGGCAACACACACUGUAUCAUUGGAAUUUUUUUUGUUCUUGAAAAUUUGGGGGGGUUUUGUUUUACUCUAUUGCCUAUUCCUCCUAUAAAGGACAUCUUUAUUAAGGGGUUAACAUUUAUGUUUUAAUUUAUGAACAUGUAGUUUUCCUUUAAACUACAAAUUUGUAUCUCAAUUUUUUUAUGCACUAGAAUAAUCAGAAGUUAUCACAUUUAUU